GAAGACUCCUCCUUACUAGGUCCAUCUACAACAUAUUUUAGUUUUUGACAUAAAAAUUCAUACCAAGAUAGAGAGCAGAGAAAUAGAAAGAGUGUGUUGUGAUGGGGAAUUACAAGUUCAGGUUAUCAGAUAUGACACCAUAUGCCUGGUUUUACAAGCUCAAGGAGAUGGGUAGACCCAGAAACCCUAAUGCUUCUACUACACAGCAACUCAAGCCAAAUCAAACCCACCAUCCCCACUCUUGUCCUAGAAAGUCAUACUACAUUAACAGAGACCUUAUUCCAUGUGAGUCUACAUUUCACAAUUCUCCCACAAACCCAAAAGUCUCUGACACCAAUUUGCCUGACCCACCAAGAAAAUCCUCCAAGCAAAACCAUAGGAGAAGAAGAGCAAACAGAAACUCUUACUCACCCAAGCUUGCAAGCUCCCCUGCUUCUGCUGGUUGCAGCUCUCCAUUGGAGUCCUCACCUUCUCCUCUCUCUGGUGUCUCUUCCGAUGAGCCUGAACUUCAAUUCUCAUCACCACCAGUACCCGAAUUCAGGUCUGACCAUGUACUUGCCACUGACAAAACAUUUGAGGAUAUGGUAUCUUGGUCUACCUCAUUCGGGUCUGGAAAACAUCCAAAUCCCAAUACAAAAGCCAUGGUAAUCGAUCUGGGUGACAAGUUUUCCUUAACAAAAUUCAAUAAUCUUGAUGGGUUUGAUCAAAUUUCCAAUCUUGAUCUUCCCCCAAUCAUAACCAGGCCUUCAAAAUUGAGCGAAGCAACAGCCAAAUGCAGAAAGAGCUCUGUUUCCAUUACAGUGAAGGAGCAGAAAACAAGUCCUGUCAUCAGGAGACUCUCUGCAACCUCAGCUGGAAUGAGAUUAAGAAUCAAUUCACCGAGACUGGUGAACAGGAAAAUUCAAGGUAGGAAGAGUUUAUCAUCGAAUUCAAGCACGAGAUCGAGACGGAGCCUCUCUGAUAGUCUUGCAAUAGUGAAAUCCUCCUUCAAUCCCCAGAAAGAUUUCAGGGAUUCAAUGGUGGAGAUGAUCAUGGAGCACAAUAUCCGGGCAUCAAAAGACUUGGAGGAGCUUCUAGCCUGUUAUCUUUCAUUGAAUUCUGAUGAGUACCAUGACCUUAUUAUCAAGGUUUUCAAGCAAAUCUGGUUCGAUUUAACAGACAUCCGGGAGAAGUAGAAGAAUUUUCAAUCGUACAUCACUGCUGUUAAGAGUUUUCUUUUAAGUAAUUUAAUUAGAUAAUCUUUCUGUUGAAUAAAUAACUCCUGUAAAGAUCAGUAACUGAUAGAUAAUUAGUAAGAUCUGCAAAUUAUCAUCUUGUUUUGGGUCUACAGUGAUGAUGAUUUCUUGUUACAAUUGGAAUCACAUGUGUUUGUUUUGUUUUGAUGUCUA
This is a messenger RNA of Tripterygium wilfordii, 1388 nucleotides long. RefSeq names its product transcription repressor OFP1-like. Gene Ontology annotation, molecular function: DNA binding. The transcript has a single exon. Bases 102 to 1175 code for a protein of 357 amino acids. Gene Ontology annotation, biological process: negative regulation of DNA-templated transcription. The record is from RefSeq and is a predicted model, not a curated record. NCBI's taxonomy places the organism in Eukaryota, Viridiplantae, Streptophyta, Magnoliopsida, Celastrales, Celastraceae.